CGCUGAUACAACAGUAUGGGGACGGAACGGGACUGAACAUACCACACACGGUAAAUAAAUGUACUGUACUGGACACUGGAUAUACUUAUCAAACAAAAGGACUACCGGACAAUAGGAUGGGUUUGGUGGAACACAUUUACCCUUACCUCGCGGAGGCAGAUUACUUGAAUCCUUUCGUCAAACUAAAAUUCGUGGGUUUCUCCUUUGUAUUCUUCUCAGUCCUAUACCUUCUAUCCGCCGCGCUAGGAUCCCUAACGAAGACGUACGGAAACCUCCGCCAAAAGGAGAAGAUCUUCUGGAACCUGGCAGUAGUCCGCGGGGCGUAUGGACUUUUCUGUAUUGUCGUUGGAAUAUGGGCUAUUUUCUACGACACAGAGCUUUUAGAAGAUGCAGUGUUUUCCACGACCCCAACAAGCUACUUUGCUUUAACAACAACUGUCGGAUUUUUCGUGUUUGAAUGUGGAACGUUACUGAUUUCUGAUAUCGUUUACAGGAAAGCCAGUUUUCUAUUAAAUCUUCACCACUGGUUAUCUCUCAGUGGGUACUCGUUACUCUUGUACCUGGAAAGUACACACUGUUUUGGUACAAAGGGUCUUAUCCUAGAAAUGAGUACGCCAUUCUCUGGGAUCUGCUGGACACUGCUGAAGGCCGGUAAGGCACAUACUCUUUUAUGGAAGGCGAACCAGUUCCUGUUGGUUCACACUUUCCACCUACGUUCUGUGGCAGAAUGCUACAUGUGGUACCUGACCUACCAGAACUGGGAGCGAAUCUGGUCCGCCAUGCCAACCGCCAUGUUUAUUUCUCUGUACACCCAGCUCGUGCUUGUCACGUUCCUUAUGACGCCGUAUUGGACUUAUAAGAAGACGCAGCAGAUGAUUACCCCUGUCGACUGGAACUUCGAGGACUCGGACAAAAAUAAAACGACGAAUGAUUCAGUCACCAAGAAGGCCGUUUAAAUUCCUAUGAACAUAGAACAGCGGUAUGAUAACGUCUACAGCAACGACGUCAGAUGGAAUAUCAAGGGACACUUCCUAUAAUUGGUCAGCCUCUUUACAAUCAUGGAAACUGUAACAUUUACACUGAGCGGAUGAUAGAAGUUGACAAUGUUGACUAGCAUACUAUUUUGAGGUGUGCUUUUGGUAUGUUAUGCCGGUGAAAUAUUCUGGCCAAUACUUAUACUGUGCAAUAAUUAUUAAUUGAUAUACAUGUACGUGAUAUUUGUCCGUGGUGCACUAUCGGUAAACUGAAUCCAUUGUGAUGAAAAUUAAUGAGUGGAAACAAAGUGAGGAGGUGGGAUGAUAUUUUGUAAUUUGAGGGAAUUGCCUUUUCUCACUUCUAUUUCUCUUAAUACCGUAACCCAGGAUAUUGAAAUAGUGUAUAUGGAUACAACAAUGGUUGUGAAGUGGUGAGAGUUAGUAAAGAUGUAUGUUGUCAUAACGGUGGCACAUUUUUUCAUAAAAAAUGUGAACCUGUCAGUAAAUCAGAAUGUAUAGAAUAUAUGUAUAGAAAUUAAUGUGAACAUGACGGUUGAUAAGAAAUUUUGGCUAUGGAUCAGAAUGUUUGUUUGAUGUGAACCUACGUUAUAGGAUGUGCACCCGGCGAUUGGUCAGAAUGAUAUGCGUAUAUAAGUAGAUGUGAACCUAGAAACAGAUCAAAAUGUUGUGAGUAGAUGUGAACCUAAUUGUGGUUCAGUGAUAUGAGUAGAUGUGAACCUAGAAGCAGAUCAGAAUGUUAUGAGUAAAUGUGAACCUAGAAACAGAUCAAAAGGAUAUGAGUAGAUGUGAACCUAGAAACAUAUCAGAAUGUUAUGAGUAGAUGUGAAAAUAGAAAUAUAUCAGAAUGUUAUGAGUAGAUGUGAACCCAGCAACAUAUCAGAAUGUUAUGAGUAGAUGUGAACCUAGAAGCAUAUCAGAAUGUUAUGAGUAGAUGUGAACCUAAUUGUGGUUCAGUGAUAUGAGUAGAUGUGAACCUGUCAGUGGACCAAAAUGUUAUACAUUUUGAAUUGUAUAUGCUAUGUUAUGUGAACUUCUUGUAAAUGUGUACCUGGGAUAGCUUGAAAUUUCUGUAGAUGUGAAAUUAGGGUGGAUCGAAAUUGUUAUGAGUAGACGUGAACCUUUGGCGGAUUGAAAUUGUUAUGGGUAGAUGUAAGCCUUGGGCGGAUUAAAAUUGUUAUGGGUAGAUGUGAACCUUGGGCGGAUUAAAAUUGUUAUGGGUAGAUGUAGGCAUGAGGAUGGAUUGAAAUUGUUAUGUAUGCGUAUAGGUGUGAGCCUAGUGGUAGAAACUAGUACGUAUAUGAUAACGUAUAAAUCUGACCAUGAAGUGAUGUAAUAAAAGAGACUGGUGACUAUUUCCUACUAUCUGAUGAUGACAAGGCAGCAUACCUAGAGUAGUACCUAACAUACGUGUCAGACAAGGCUAUCGGUUUAUAUGACCGGGCGAUAUUAUCUCACCAAUACUGUAAUUCGGUCAAGCAGCUAUUAUAGCUGGUGACAUGAUCUCCUGUCUGUGCUGAUAUACAUAUGAAACAAUGAUACUUAUCAGGAACGAAUAAAGAUCAGAUCGUUAUCGAGGAAUGUUUAAUGCAUUGUGACAAAAAUAUGAUGUGCAUGUUCUGGGAAAGAACUGUAUAUAAACUGACCCGCAGCUUUCAGUAUUGAAUAAUGAGUGUUAAAUUAUUUGUAGACUAUUUACAAAUUUAUAUUGUCUCAUUUUGUAGUUAUGAUCAGUAACUGGCAUACACGUGAAAAGAUGUCAAUUUUUCUAAAUUUUCAGAAUCGAAAAUAAAUGUUUAAACAUUA
Messenger RNA from Pecten maximus, 2798 nucleotides. RefSeq names its product protein CLN8-like. Bases 117 to 956 code for a protein of 279 amino acids. The record is from RefSeq and is a predicted model, not a curated record. Gene Ontology annotation, cellular component: endoplasmic reticulum; membrane. Gene Ontology annotation, biological process: lipid homeostasis. The transcript is spliced from 2 exons. Lineage: Eukaryota; Metazoa; Mollusca; Bivalvia; Pectinida; Pectinidae.